This is a messenger RNA of Miscanthus lutarioriparius, 4587 nucleotides long. NCBI's taxonomy places the organism in Eukaryota, Viridiplantae, Streptophyta, Magnoliopsida, Poales, Poaceae. The record is from the annotation of a GenBank genome assembly.
AUGAGCCUAUCCAAGGCUAUUGGAGUCCUUAGUGGCAUCAAUGAGUUUGGUAACUUGUUCCAGUUGGUCACAUCUGCUGUCUCAUAUAUGUGUUCCAAGUGGAAUGGAUCACAGGAGAAACAACAACUUAAACAAGAUGAUCUACUGCAGUUGCAAAGUGACCUUCAACGCCUUACUGAUACUCUACCGGCAAUGUACAACCUCAUUGAUCGAGCGGAGUGGAGGAUCCAUGUACCCUCUGUGGCACAGCUCCUUCCAAAACUCAAGGAUGCUGUAUAUGAUGCGGAGGACCUUCUGGAUGAGUUCAGAUGGUAUAAGCUCAAGCUGGAAACUGAGGGCAACAACGAUGCAUCCCAGAUGUUUCCUUUCAUUGACUUCUUUCACAGUGUCACCCAUGGAAGCUUCAACAAAGUGACUGAUAUACAGACCAGGUUAAGUCAUCUUUCUGCCCAGCUUGAGAAGAUGGGCAUGCAUGAGGCAACUCCACGGUUUGACAAAUCGGUCAGGCCACCGACCACAUCUUUCCGCACUGAGCCAAACAUACUUGGUCGAGACAAGGAACUGGAGGAGGUGAUGAGAUUGCUUGGUGUACCAGCACCAGACCAUGGUAGCAGUAGCAGGCGCAGGUCUACUUCCAAACGGAAGAGAACUGCUUCUAGUGCAGCCGAUAGUACUGAACCAAUAAGGAUACCAUAUGUUCCUGUUUUGCCAAUAGUUAGAAUCGGGGGUGUUGGAAAAACUACUUUAGCCCACGAGAUCACUACACUUCCAAGUGUUAAAUCCCACCUUGACAAUAUCAUUUGGAUUUGUGUCUCGGAUGACUUCGAUGAGGAGAGGUUUACUAAAGUUCUCAUAAAAUCUCUAUCUAGAAAAGAGGCAACAGCCGAUAAUUUAGACGAUCUUCAACAAGUGCUUGCUGAAGAAGCUGGGGAAAAAAGGUUCUUGCUCAUCCUUGAUGACAUUUGGCCUGCUGCCUUGAAUGAUGGGCAGCGUUGGAGGAAAUUUUGUGCACCUCUGACAAAAGUACUUAAGGGAAGUAUGUUGUUGGUGACCACUAGGUUUGCAGAGGUUGCUGAUAUAGUGGGCACAAUAGAGUCCUUUGUAUUGGAAGGCUUGAAAGAAGAUGUAUUUUGGGAUUUUUUCAAACUGUGUGUGUUUGGGUCUGAUGAUUCUGACAUUGAUCCACAGUUAGAGCAGAUUGACUACAAUUUUAAGAAGGCUAUUCUAGCUGAAAUUUGGGUGGCAGAAGAAUUUGUGGAUACUCAAGGUAGCAUUCCACUUCAACAUAUCGGUGAGCAGUACUUUGAAGACCUUGUAAAUUUGUCCUUCUUCCAUAAACUCCGUGGUAAAUAUGUAAUACAUGACUUGAUGCAUGACAUGGCACUUCUAGUGUCCAAGGACGAGUGCUUCAUUCUAAAGAAUACAAGUGGGAUCGAAAAAGUUCCUCCAAACGUUCGCCAUCUGUCGAUACUAUCAAGCAGUGGUGUUAAGUGUUCUGACUUAAUGAGUCUAGGCAAGCACACAAAGCUGCGCACCCUGCUUUGCAGCAAGUAUUUCAGGAGUCAGACUUCUUUUCUGAUGGAUCGCUGGUUUGAUGAACUUGGAAAUUGCCAUUUCAACGAAGUUCCUUCAUCAUUCUGGAGCCUCUGUAACUUGCAGAUUUUGUAUGCCAGGAGAUGCACAUUUGAAAGAUUGCACAUAGGUGCCAGUAAGCUGAUCAAUCUGCAAAAGUUUGAAUCACGUAUUCUUGAAAUGAAAGUUGAUGCUACGAAGUUGGUAGAGCAAAUUGGGUUCAUAAACAAUUUUCCAGAUAUAAAAGAUUUGGUUAUAUAUAAUCUAGGCGCGAUAAGCAAGAAUCAUGCAGCAAAGGUGGAACUUAGGAAGAGGAAAGAUCUUAAUAGUUUGACUCUGAGUUGGUUUUUGUUCAGAUCUCCAGAACACAAUGAAAUAGAAGUGCUUGAAGCCCUACGACCUCCAACCAGUGUGAAAUCUGUGCACAUCGAGGGUUAUCCAGGUGAAUAUCUUCCAAGCUGGUUUCCUGGUUCUGAUCGUGCCAUGCCAGUUUCUGGUACAAUUUUGUCAUCAUUAACAGAACUGAGGAUUGAAGGGUGUCAGAACCUAAGUGAUUGCAGAUUCGAACAAUUUCUACAACCAACUUAUGUACCUGCCAUCAGAAAAAUAGAGAUCGCGCAUUGCAGAAAUGUAAAAUCAGUACGAAUUGAACAAUUUCUACAACCAACUCCCCUUGAAGAACUGAAGGUGUACAAUUGUCCAAGCAUCACACAUCUGUUGGCGCGAAAACUCAAACUGAAAUAUUCUGGCAACCUCGGAGACAGCAUCGAUUGCAGUUCCCUCACCAUCUUGCAUCUAUCGUGUGACAAUGUGGCAUCCAUUGACCUACAAAAGUGGAGCCUUCCAGUGCUACAGGAGCUCAAGAUCAGUAACUGUCCAUGUCUGAUAUCUAUUAGAGACUCUGAACAAGUGCAGGCUCGUCCUCCUCAUCCCACUCGCAAGGCGUGCGGUGGCCCCCAGCCACAGAUCGAGACCGUCUCCCGUCGCUCCCCACCCCAUGCGUCGCCUCCCCGCCGCCCAGCCCCCAAAUCGACCACCGUGGGGCCGAGUCUCCAACUCCGCGCGCCCGUUGCUGCGCCCGCCGCCUCUCACGGUGCGGCCCCUGUUCCCAUCUCGGUCGCCGUGGGGCCGGAGCUCCGCCUCGACGAAACCAAUGCUACUAUCGCCGCCGCCACCGGAGGGUAUGACAAGACAGGAAGCAUGUCGGGCAAGCGCGUCAAGUUCACCUCCCCCCUCUGCAACCCCCCGGAAGCAAGCUCCACGCCCAAGAAGGCGCUCCUCCACCACUCGGCGACAACAACUUCCCACCUCUGGGUGCGGCGUGAUGGCUGGGCAGGGGACCCAUUGUUAGAUCCUCCUCUGGACACUGCUUGCCGUGGCCUUCUCCGUCGACAACAUGGACCAAGAGCUCGACCGUCUCUCCAUGCAUGGCAUAGUGGCCUGGCUGGGGGGGGGGGGAACCGGCCGGUGGUGGAGCCGGAGGUCAUCAAGAGGGCCAUCUGCCACCAGUUUUUGGUUCGUCCGGAGGAUGUCACCGUCGUCAGGCACGCCCCUGAAGACUUCUUCGUCGACUUCAAGCACCGGCACCACCGCGACGAGGUUGUGGCGCAGGGGACCUUCCCCUAUCGCAACCUCGACAUCCACACAAGGCCGUGGCAGCUGGUCACGCACAAUGACAUUUGCGACCUCAAGUACCGCGUCCGCCUGUGCCUGGAGGGCAUCCCCCUUCACGCUUGGAACGAGAGCAUCACCAAGAGGGCUGUCGCCAGAGCCUCUUGUGUCUGGAACGAGAGCAUCGCCCGACACCAGGGCACUCUGUGUCUGGGCCUGGACACACAAUCCGCCCGACAUUCCGAAGGUAACCUGGCUCACAUUGUCCUGCAGGAAGGCGAGUUCCUGACGCAUGACUGCUGGCAUGCCACGGGGGCUCACCUUGUGGUGCUGGUGCACCUUGAUGCAGUGGAGGACCCUCCGGUAUACACGUGGGACUACGGGGUCGUUGAUGGAGAAAGGACGCCGUGCGACCGCCACGACCCUCCACCUGUUGACACCCACGGCAUCCAUCGCGACGACGAUGACGACUGUCGUGGACGCUGGGAGUGCCAGGGCGACAACUGGUACUCGCGUCUCACCCGCAGCCUUUCGCGGGCGCCCAAGGACAGCGAAUGGGAGCGGUCGGAGUCGAGGCACGGUGGCCGUCGGCACCAGAGCCCCAAACACGGGGGUCGUCGUCGCCCUCUACACGACGUCCCUGCUGGCCUUGGCGCCCGCCAUUCUGCCCCAAGCGACGCUGCUGGCCAUGGCGCCCGCCAUUCUGCCCCAAGCGACGCUGCUGGCCAUGGCGCCCGCCAUUCUGCCCCAAGCGACACUGCUGGAUAUGGUGCAAACACAAGGGCUCGGCAGCUGCUUGCCAAGCCACGACCCCCGGUCGCCGGGGAUGUACAAUAUGAGAAACGGGGGAUCUGGCGAGGAACGACGCUUGACAGUAUCGCGCGGCGCUUUCGAGGCCGAGGGACCACAACGGCGCGCCAAGUCCCCGUCACCGCGCUGCAUACUGUUAAGUCGCUGACUUCAAUGGUGGCAACGGCAACAACCAUCACCCAUCACCAAGCCCUCCCAAGGUUCCCCCCGUCAGCGACCACGACAACGCGACACGGUAGCGAUCACACCCCGCUGUUGAACGUCGCUUCCGCAUGGGACGAGUCUACUCCAGGCGCCCAUGGUCUAGUGCACCAGCCUAGCCCGCCACAGCGACGCAAGAGGCCACCGGUCCCGGCACGCAGGAGCAUGCACAUUGCAGCCAAGAACUGGCCGAGGGGUGACACUCAGGCGAAGGCCAGGCAGGUACUUAUGAAAAGGCUUGGCAUCCUCGACGUCCAAGGUCUCAGCCAUGACGAGGCAUUGCUGCGCUACUUCAACCUGUUCAAGGGACCACUCACCGCCGACGCCGUCAAGGCGCUGACGGCAUUGUGUGGCCUCGACACGGCGGCACCGCUGCCCACCACGAACGCCUAG